ACAAAGCAGACUAGAACGAAUAAGAUAGCAUAAAAAAGUGGGAUAUGUAAAGCAGAAAUUUUACUUUCACAGAAAAUGCUCAAAUACAAAAGGAAAAGAAAAGAAAACCUUUGAGCAUAAUUGAAACUGAGACCUACAGAAUGAGGAUACUAUUCACAUAACUUUAAUGUUUAAGCCAAUUGGCUCUGCUUUACGUUUUAUCUCUGAGGUAAAUUUCACCUACGAGAAGGUAAUAGGGAGCAAGUUUUUAGCUAAAUGUUGCUAAAAUCCAGAGUUAUUAUUCCAUUAACCUAAUUAGCUGAACUGUAUCCUCUAAAGGUCUAACCAAGAACAGCUAAUGUUUCUUACAAUCUGGAAGGAAAAUUUGAAGGGCAUUAAGAUUGGGAGACAAAGAAGAAUGACAAAAAACCUAAGCAAGACUACAUUAGGUCAAUAGCACGAGAUGCAUGUAAUCUGGUCCUAGAAAGCAAUAAAUAGUUUCGGACAAAAUCUGGAUGGAAAAGUCAAAUGUCUUUCUUUCCCCAUUAAAGUUAGAAAAAAGGAAAAAGAAAAAAAAAUAUAAGCCUAUGGAUUGAACUGUACAGUUGUGCUGCCAUACGAUAACACCAGUGUAUAUGUAAAAUAUAGAGGAUCAAAUCUCAUAAACUAUACAACAUUGUCGGUUGAUUCCCAUAAAUUAAGGAAUCUUGUUGGUUUCGAACACUCCCUUCAAGCUUGUUCAAACAUGUCUUCCAUACCCAACUUGCUUAUCAUGGAACUAAAAUUGUUGGACUAAAUACUCCUUUUUGAAGAUGUUGGCAAAAAGGAACUUCUAAGAAACAGCAGGUGUACAAAGUAGACCACUGUCAAAUUUUCCCUCUCAGAAGUGUUGAUCUAUUUUGAUGCGACUGAUUCCGAAAUGUUUUACCAGCAAGAUUUUAAUCCACAAAGUGCUCACAUAUUUCUAAUGGCAUGGCUCAAAAUUUGGCACUAGCACUAGAUCUGGCAAAAACAUUUCGCUUUUUACUUCUCCAAGUUAACAAAUAUCUGCCCGAAAACGUAAAAUAUCCAGAGGUAACUUUCCAUUUGUUAUAAAGCGUGCCUAAUCGAUAUCCAUAUAGACUUAACCUCCGUUGGAUUUUAUAUGCAAUAAUAGAGAAGUGAAAGAGAGAAAUCAAAACAAUUAUUUAACGUUAUUCGGCAAUGUGUCUAUGUUCACAAGGAGCAAAGUGAAGAUAUUUUAUCUGGUUACAUUAUCUAUAUUUAUACUAUCACUAGUUUAAGCUCAUGCAAGACUUUAGGGCCCCUACAAGAAAAUACUUCUGUACCGUACUGCGAGGGCAACCCCAACCUAUUCAGCGUCCUGGCAAACAAACAGUAAACUAAAACCUGAAAUAGUCGAUGCCGUCACUUUGCUUCGGCAUCGGCUAAUUUGAUUCAGUAAACAUGUGUUUCACUCUAUAUGAGCUACAUACACAACAAUCUUCACCUUGACAAAUAUCUACCCUGCAGGAGAAACAUUGAAAAAGCAUAACCCAAGGAAAAUACCAUCUAGGACCAACAGGUUGGAACAUCACCUCUCUAACACCUAGAGACGUUAAUCAAGUUCUCUGAGGUAUGCACCUUAUCUAACAACAAUUCUGCUGAGGUAACCAACUUUUUUAUCUUGUGAAAUCUCAUAUUAAUGUGCUUGAUUCUUGCAAGGUAAAUUUGAUUUUUGCUAAGAAGAUGGUGCACUGAUUAUCACAAUAUAAUUUCAUUCCAACUUGCUUGAUCCCAAGCGCACUGACAAGCCCUCCCAACCAUAGUAAUCCUUGGCCGCCUCAGUUGCCACCAUGUACUCUGCUUCAACUACGGAUAAUGCCACAAGUGACUGCACCAUUGAUCUCUAACAUAUAGGCCCACCUGUGAGAGUGAAAACAUAACAUGUAUGCGACCUCUUGUCAUUCAAGCCUCCUACAUUAUCUGCAUCUAUGUAUUCUUAAGCUGAAAGGUUGUCUCAAACAUGAUCCCACACUCCAUUAUACCUCUCAAGUACCUAAAAAUCCACUUUAAGAUCUCAAAUGCUCUCUAUCGAGAUUAGCAUGUACUUGCUCACCACGCAUGUGCUAAAUAUUGUCUGAUACACACCAUUGCAUACAUUAAACAUCCCAUUGCGCUAGCAUAGGGCACAUUUGACGUCUCUACAAUUUACUCUUCAUUCUUUGGGCACUGAUUACUAAACAAUCUGAAGUGAUUUGCCGAUGGUGUAUCCAUUAGUUUUAGCGUUUAGUAUCAGAUAUGCUAAAUCUCUCUUAACACUUUCUACAAAUAAUUUUUUUGAGACACCCAUAAUUUUUUGGCCUUCCUAUCUCUGUUCAUCUCCAUGUCAAAGUUUUUCAUAUCAAACUUACUGCUCAACAAAAAUUUUAAUCUACCUACCUUAUUCAUGUUCUUAGCAGCAAUUAGCAUGUUAUCCACGUACAUCAAGAAAAUAUAUGAAUCAUACUCAAGAACUCUGUAGUGAACAAAAAAUAUACUCACAGCGACUCUAGCCCAUCUAAAUCAUGUAGGAGUUUGAUAAGAACAAAUUCUAGAGAAGGUUAAAUGGAAGCAAAAUGAAGAACACUAUUGAAAGUUUACUAGUACUGUAAAGGACUGAUUACAAGGACUUGAUUGAAGAAGAAAAAUUACAAGAACUAUGAGCUAUUCGAGAGGCUCAUUCUCUCCCAAGUUUGGCUAGUAUUUUCCUAUUUAUUGUUGUUUAUUCCUUGCCUUUUUAUAGUAGCUGCCAAUCUUCUAGAAUUCACCUUCUAACGGUCUGCACAUGCUGGUAGUUUUUAGUAGCUCACGUGAUUUCCUUUUGCUGCACUGAUUCAUUUCCCAAACUGCCCUUAUUCUGUUUCUCCUGGCCACGUCUUGCAUAUGUCAUUGUAAUUGGUAACCUAUCAGAGUUGAAUUUCUUGUAUCAUUGUUGUGGAGAUUACUUAGGCCCAUAUAAAGACUUUUUUCGUUUACACACAAGAUUUACUACUCAUGGUUCCAAAAACCUUUCUGGCAACUCCAUGAAAAUCCGCUUCUCCAAAUUACCAUGGAGGAAAGCUGUCUUCACAUCAAGCUGCUCUAAUUCCAAAUCAGAACAGGCCAUCGUUGCCAAGACGAUCCUGAUGGAAUUGUGUCAAACAGCCAAAGAGAAAAUCUCAUCAUAAUCUACUCCCUUUCUCUAUAAGUAUCCUGUAGCUACUAGCUGAGUUUUGUAUCUUUCUUCUCCCUUUUCUGACAAUAAAUCUUUCUUUUUGUAUACCCACUUACAUCCUAUCGAUCUCUUCCCCGCUGGAAGCUCAACCAAAUCUCAGGUAUCAUUUUUAUGCAAUAACUCAAUUCUCUCCAUCAUAGCCUCUAUCCAUGGACUUUCGCAUUCGACUGUAUAGAGAUGAAAACGGGGCAAGGUAGUCCCGUACUUGCCCCAUUACCCAUUUAAGGCGGGGUGGGGAGGGACGAUUGCCCCGUUUACGUACCUACCCAACAUUUUGGUUUGGAGAAAGUGAAAUAGCGGAGAUACGUUUCCAAUGUGCUGUUGAUCACCUCAUAUUGACCAUCUAACUACAAGUGAUAAGCGGUGCUAUGACAGAGUUACAUGGCUAGUAAUCUAAAAAAUUCUUCCUAAAAUCUACUUAUGAAUAUUUUAUCCAGGUCAAAUACAAUCUGGCUACCUUGGGCAGAACUAUGGCAUAAUACGUUCUAUCACACCUCUUCUAAAAUUACCUCGUUCCAAAGCCUAUAUGGACAGAUCCUCCAAUGCUAUGAGGUUCGAAAAGGGCUCUACUCCAUUUUCCAUAGUGGAAUAGCUGUUGGAGAGGGAUCAGAUGUUGGAUGAAUUGAGAGCUCAAUUACUGCGCACUCAAACUCAUAUGAAAUGGAUAGUAGAUGUGAAGAGAAGGAAUGUUCAAUUCAACGUAGAGGAUGUAGUUUAUCUUAAGAUACGUCCCUACAGUCAUAAGCGGUCAUCGUGGCCAAAUGAAAAGUUAGCUCCUAGAUUUUAUGGACCGUUUGUAGUCGAGAAGAAAGUGGGGCUAGUAGCUUACAAAUUAACACUCCCAUUCAAUUGCCACAUUCUCGUUGUUUUCCAUGUGUCUCAAUUGCGUAAAGCUGAAGCAAAUUCUCAAUUGGUGAUCCAUAUUUCGAGCCAAUUGAACGAGGAGUUGGAGAUGUUAGUGGAACCUAAAGCUGUGCUAAGAGUUCGUCCUAGAACGGGAAAAAAUAUUAGGAGCAUUGAAGCAUUGAUACGGUGGAAAGGAUUACCUCCCCUAGAGGCAAUUUGGGAACCAUACCAGAUGUUGAAACCACAGUUUCCAGACUUUCACCUUGAGGACAAGGUGAGUUUCGUGGGGAGGAGUAAUGAUAGGCCACCCAUCCAAAUUAAGUACACAAGACACAAGAAAAAGGCAAGGGCAGAAAAGGAAUAUAAUGAGGGGAUAAACAACCAGCACAUGGGCACAACAGAUAUAGUUGAUAAAGUUGUUACAGAUCCACAGGUAUGUAAGAAAGAGGAGAAGAGAGGCAUACUGGAGAAUAGAAGAGUCUGUAGGAGGGCAUCGAACUCUCCGAAGUUCAAAUAUCAUUCUAUAUCUCGUUUUGAGUAUAAAUCAUUAUCUUACAUAUAGUUGUUGAAUUGCUGCUUAUCAGUACCUUUAUUUCAAUGAAUUCCUACCUUCAGUGAUACAGAUUGCAGUUAAUUAAGACUUCAUCUUGUUCUAUUUUUUCUUUUCUCUGUAUUUGUGCUUUUAUCCUGUGUGUUGGCUGCCAUUACAACGGGAACCUAUCAGAUAGGUAUUUCCAAUUGUAUGCAUAAAUGUAUGUCCAGGAGCUGGUAGUUAAAAAAAGUAAAAUGUUAUAAAUGAACUCGAUUAUUGUCGCACCUAAGCUCCC
This is a messenger RNA of Olea europaea var. sylvestris, 4887 nucleotides long. RefSeq lists its product as uncharacterized. NCBI's taxonomy places the organism in Eukaryota, Viridiplantae, Streptophyta, Magnoliopsida, Lamiales, Oleaceae. The record is from RefSeq and is a predicted model, not a curated record. The coding region runs from base 3825 to 4622 and encodes 265 amino acids. The transcript has 2 exons.